AUUGUUUGUUUUUAAUCAGUAUUAAGCAGGCCUUAAAGGUUGAAUUUUCUUCGUUAUAAAUUUGUCCUCUGAAUAAUUUGAUAAAUUUCGUGUUUCUUUUGGUCUAAAUGUGGACGACCGCCAAGACCUUUCCCGUUUUUCGCUCGCUCAGUUUUGCGUUAUUAAAUAUUUUAGUGUUGAUAUUUUCUUAAUGUGCGUAGCGUGUAUUCUUGCAGACGCGUUCUUCAUAACAUCGGCGAAGAAUGGAUAACGAUUUAGGUUGUCCGCAAGUGAAAAAAAGCAAGUUUGACAAUAACCCGUUGGAAGAAUUCCGGGUGAAAGAGGCACCUGCUACUGCGUUUUACUUCCCGAAUUAUUUAACGCAAGACGAACAUGACGCUCUGUUGCAGAAUGUGUACGACAGUCCGAAACCCAGAUGGAAGCAAAUGAGCAACAGGCGGUUGCAGAAUUGGGGUGGUUACCCGCAUCCGAAAGGAAUGGUUUCAGAGGAUUUGCCCAAGUGGUUGAGUGAUGAAUGCGAAAAGCUGCUGAAAUCCGAAGUUACGGAAGGAAAGAAGCCCAAUCAUGUGCUUGUUAACGAAUAUGAACCCGGUCAAGGAUUACUGCCUCACUUGGACGGUCCUCUGUUUUAUCCCGUGAUUUGCACCAUUAAUCUCGGUGGGCCCGCAUUGCUCCAGUUCUACAAGGAACAAAAUUUGGAUAAAUCAGUUGGGGGUUUGUUGCUGGAACCCAGGAGUUUAGUCGUUUUAAAAGACAGUUUAUAUACUGAGUUUCAUCACGGGAUCGAAGCCACACGUGCUGAUGUGAUGAUGAAUGUGUGGAACCUGGGUUCAACUACAUUCAAGGACGAGAAGAUUGAAAUUGUCGAACGGAAUUCCACCCGGGUUUCCUUGACAAUACGCCACGUGCCCAAAGUGCUGAACGUCAAGCUUGUUGGCGGUCGAUUCGUGAACCUAAUGUUUGAAAGAGCCUCGGUCGAGAAUGAUUUCGGCGUGCGGUUAUUUUCAGCGAUCAUCCCCGCGUUCUUGCCUCUCAUGCACAUUUGGCUCACAGUGAAGUUUGUGUGGCCUGAGCACGUUCUUGAGAUCGAUAAGAAUGAUUGCUCAUGA
Messenger RNA from Notodromas monacha, 1109 nucleotides. The record is from the annotation of a GenBank genome assembly. NCBI's taxonomy places the organism in Eukaryota, Metazoa, Arthropoda, Ostracoda, Podocopida, Cyprididae.